Molecule: messenger RNA, 4002 nt
Organism: Xiphias gladius (swordfish)
Lineage: Eukaryota; Metazoa; Chordata; Actinopteri; Istiophoriformes; Xiphiidae
Gene: dtx4a
Product: deltex 4, E3 ubiquitin ligase a
Exons: 9
Coding region: 222-2540 (772 amino acids)
Biological process (GO): Notch signaling pathway; protein ubiquitination
Cellular component (GO): nucleoplasm
Molecular function (GO): zinc ion binding; ubiquitin protein ligase activity
Source: RefSeq, a predicted model, not a curated record
CACUUUGGAAGAGCCAAGAAGUGAGCCUGCGUCAACGUAGCUUAAACCUAAGUGCAGUGACACAUUUGACAAAACAAUUAUGUAACUGGAAACCCGGGAUUUCUACCUCAAGGGUGAAGAGAUCCUCACAGUGACAGAUGGAUCAUUACUAGAACACCCCGACUGUUCUACUAAGCAGUGACUUGACUGGAGACACUGAAGCUGAUCCAACCCGGAGUAGGAUGUUACUAGCAUCCGCCGUGGUGGUAUGGGAAUGGCUGAACGAGCACGGACGCUGGCGGCCCUACAGCCCGGCUGUCUGUCAUCACAUCGAGGCAGUCAUCCGGAGCGACCCGCGGUGUGGUAGCGUUGUCCUCGGCCAGGUGGACUCUCGCCUCUCGCCCUACAUCAUCGAUUUGCAUUCCAUGCACCAGUUCCGACAAGACACAGGUACCCUUCGACCGGUACGACGUAGCUUUUACGACCCCACCUCAGCGCCAGGCCAGGGCUGGUUGUGGGAGUGGGAGAACGACGCCGGCAGUUGGACGGCGUACGACACGGAGGUGGGCAUCGCCAUCCAGGCAGCACGAGAUCGUCAGCAGCCCUGGCUGGACCUGGCGCCGCUGGGUUUCUGCUACCUCAUUGACUUCGAAAGCAUGACCCAAAUCAACGGGCAGACACAGCGCUGCCGGCGCAUUCAGCGCCGCUCCGACCUGGCUUACCCGCUGGUGUCCGGGCCCCUGCCCAAGUCCCACCAUGCCUGGGGGCCCACGUCAAUGCCCAGCCACGGAGGACUGCUUGGUGUGGAUGUAUCUGGAGUGGGCAUGGGGAUCCGGAUGAGCAGCAGUGGGACUGGAAAUGGGAGUGCGUACCCCAGCGGGGCUCUCCCUGCUUCAGCCAUCACCUCUCUGGGACAGCCCUGCGCCUGUCAUCAGUGUAUGCUGGUGUUGAGUGUCAAAGCCGGCACCAUGUCGACUGCUCAUACUCUGGGUCGGAGACCACCACAGACCAAGCCGCCUAGUCCCAAAAUCAGCAGUCAGCCUGUCCCAGGAGGGUCAUACUCACUAACCCUCCCACGGCCUCCUUCCCUUUCACGAUCACUUUCGCCAAACAGGACGUCUAUAGUUGGGGCGACAGGUGGCUUCAGUGUAGGCGGUAUGGGUAGUGCCGGAGGUGUAGGUAUCGUCGGUGGUAGUGGUGUUAGCGGCGCCAGCCUUGGCUUUGGAGGAGGCUUCACUCACUCUCUUUCCCUCCUUGGCUCAGCUACCGCCGCCCUCUCCAUCUCCUCCACCCGUCCCCCACCUCCACCUCUCCCCCCACCUCCGCCGCCUCCUCCGCCACCCUCCACCACACCCUCAUCGGUCGCCAUCUCUCCCCCUCACCCCUCCACCUCCUCCAUCCUCUCUGCUUCCUGUUCCGCCCCUACAGCGCCCGCUCCAGGCCCCCCUCUCAUCUCCACGGCUGCCUCCACCUGCACGCCCUCGCCUUCUGCCCGCGUCCUGGGACCAGUGUCUUCUUCUGGUGCUGCUGCCUGCGCGGCCCCUCUGCCGCCCAGGUCCAGCCUAGCGGGGCUGAGCCGACCUGCGCUGCAGCGUAUCGCCAUGGCUCAGUCACGUGCCCUUAUCGCUUCUGGAGUGCCAACGGUUCCAGUGAAGAACCUGAACGGAUCUAGCCCUGUGCACCCUGCACUGGCAGGUAUUACAGGCAUCCUGAUGAGCGCAGCAGGACUUCCCGUCUGCCUGACCCGCCCGCCCAAGCUGGUGCUUCAUCCUCCACCUGUCAGCAAGAGCGACAUCAAGCCCGUGCCGGGUCUGGGCCACUGCUGCCGCAAGACUACCAAGAAACAGGCCCGUAAAGGCAAGACCCCCGAGGAGGUGGUGAAGAGGUACCUUCAGAAAGUUCGCAAUCCCCCAGAAGAGGACUGCACCAUCUGUAUGGAGGCCCUGGCAGGACCAUCGGGCUAUAAGGGCCCCGGCGUGGGCGGUAUCUCCCGGGCUGAGUCGGUGGGCCGGCUGGCACAGUGUGGCCACCAGUACCACCUCCAGUGCCUCGUUGCUAUGUACAACAAUGGCAACAAGGAUGGCAGCCUGCAGUGCCCCACCUGCAAGACCAUUUAUGGAGUCAAGACCGGUAACCAGCCCCCGGGCAAGAUGGAGUACCACGUCAUCCCCCACUCACUGCCCGGCCACCCUGACUGCAAAACCAUCCGGAUUAUCUACAACAUCCCUCCUGGCAUCCAGGGCCCAGAGCACCCAAAUCCAGGCAAACCCUUCACCGCCCGUGGGUUCCCCAGACACUGCUACCUCCCUGACAGCGAGAAAGGACGCAAGGUUCUGAGGCUGCUCCUGGUAGCGUGGGACCGCCGGCUGAUUUUCUCCGUGGGCACGUCCAGCACCACCGGCGAGUCCGACACAGUCAUCUGGAACGAGGUGCACCACAAGACGGAGUUUGGCUCCAACCUGACAGGCCACGGGUACCCCGACCCCGGCCACUUGGACAACGUCCUGGAGGAGCUGAAGGCUCAGGGCAUCACCGAGGAGGAGUGUCUACCCAGAGACUGAACAGAGACAUUCAAGACAGCGAAGACACGGGAAACCAGGCUGGAGUCUGUAAACACACAAUGCUGGGAACAGAUCCACAGCUGGACAGACGGAAAAUCUUCAAAAUCUGACAAAAUGAACAGAGAGAAACUUUUACCACCAGGGAUGGAAAACAACUUCAAAAAAAAAACAAAAUCUCUUCACAGGAACGUUACAGACAUAGUUUCAGCAGAAUUUGCUGAGAUUCAAAUUUCUCUUAUGACUGCAUGAGCCUGUUUUGAAAAAUGGGAAAUCAUUUUCUUUCCUGAUGCAGUAACAGUGUCGAGAUCGCAGAUGUUAUUCCGUGAGACAUUUGAGACCACUGUGCACAUGAGUCAGUGUUAGAUUAAAAAAAAACCAAGAAAAAAAAAAAACCCUGUCAUUUAUACUGUGAGACUUCUUACCAAGAAUGUAACAAAGUGAAUUUUGCUGAAUUGAAGUGUUCACCACUACUACUGCUGCUAUGUGGAACUGAACGGAGGUUAAAAUGAAGAAAAAAAAGGGAUGUCUGUAAUUUUUUUUUUAAGCGUUAGUCCACAAGCAGAAAUAACUUUUCACUGCAGAUAAAUAUUUCAAGCGUAUAACUGGAUAUCUGAGCAUGGAUAUUUGCUGACCUCUAGUGGUACUUUUUCAGAACUACAUUCCUUUUUAGGUUUGCUUUUUCAAUUGUAUUGUUGUAUAAUAUGAAUACUUGAUAUAUUAUAUGAUUAUAUUGUUUCCAUUCUAUCAUGUUUUAUAUUUUAAUUUUACAGUUUGUUUUAUACGGUGUGUUUCAUUGCAUUGAUUUUGGGUGUGGCGUGACAGACCGACAUGUGGAGUGAAGUUACGAUAAGCUGCUGGUGUACCUGAGAUUGCCUGACACUUUAUAUGCCAUUUAUCAACCCCUUUCUUUCAGAAAAUCAUUUUCAGUAUUUUGCAUUUGAUGGGUUCACAAACUGACAUUCCUUAAUUGUUCUGCCCCCGGAGCCUGGGCACAUUAAAUAGCUUUCUGUGUCUUCUUGUAUCUGCAUUAAUGUUAAGGACUGAUAGAGGAAAAGCUACGACGGAUUAUACCACCCCCCCAGAAGGAGUACAUUCCCAAAAAGAUAGGAUUGAACCUUCUGCCUGAGCUCAGAUUUGCACAGAGCUCUCUACUUAGUAUCAAAAGGAAAUGGACAGCUUGUAUCUACUGUAUUUUUGUGUAGGACACACACACCAGCCUCAAAUGCUCUAUUCACACUACAAAAUGUGGUCAUUGGUUGUUUCUGUCAUGUUUAGUGUUUGCCAUGAGCAGGUGCAAAAGACUGUCUCUUGUUGUGGAUCCAGCUUUGGCCAAUGUGGUCAAGUCAGUUUGCAUUCGGUCCAUUGUGGACCCGUUUAGAGUAUGUGUUGACAUACUAAUGUAGGCCACCAUUAAGAGCAUUUAUACUUUAUGAUACUUUAUGUAUGCACUGUACUGUAUGUA